UAUAACCAUAAGCCAUAUACCCAAAAUUCUCAGAAAAAUUGUUGGAAUAAGCUAAAUUUGUUAUUUUAUCAUAAUGUAUUCUCGAAGCAUUUUGAGAAAUACUUCCAUUUUUGUAAAUUCCUCGUGCAAGUCGGUUUUGAAUGUGUUUAUUAAUAGGUCUUAUGCUACCGGUACUUCGCAAAAAGAUAAUGACAAAAAAGGCCCAACAGGAAUUGUCUUAAUGAAUCUUGGAGGUCCAUCGACUUUGGAAGGAGUAAAUGAUUUUUUGACGAGACUUUUUCUGGAUCCAGAUCUUAUUCCUAUACCAUUUCAAACUCGCUUGGCUCCAAUUAUAGCAAAACGAAGAACACCUAAAAUUCAGGAACAAUAUGAUAAAAUCGGUGGUGGUUCUCCUAUUUUAUCUUGGACUGAGAAACAAGGAAAAGCAAUGGAAACAUUAUUAGAUAAAAUAAAUCCAGAACAUGCCCCACAUAAAUCAUAUAUUGCUUUUCGGUAUGCACCACCUUUAACCGAAGAUACACUACUACAAAUGAAGAAAGAUGGAGUUAAACGCGCGGUUGCUUUUACACAGUAUCCACAAUAUUCUUGUUCAACUACUGGAAGUAGUUUAAAUGAAUUAUGGAGAAAAUCAGAACAAAUAGAUCCUGAACAAUCAAUUAAAUGGAGUGUUAUUGAUCGAUGGCCAACACAUCCGGGAUUAAUAGAGGCAUUUGCUAGGCAUAUAGAAACUGCUCUUAAACAAUAUCCUUCAGAUGUUAAAAAAAAAGUAGUUUUAUUAUUUUCAGCCCAUUCACUGCCAAUGGUUGUUGUCAAUCGUGGUGAUACAUACACUUCAGAGGUUGCAGCUACAGUACAUAGAGUUAUGGAACGUUUAGAAUUUUCUAAUCCAUAUCGUUUAGUUUGGCAAUCUCAAGUUGGUCCACAACCAUGGAUGGGUCCACAAACAAAUGAAGCAAUAAUUGGACUUGGUAAAAAAGGUCAUAAUGAUAUCUUACUUGUUCCUAUAGCUUUUACAAGUGAUCAUAUUGAAACACUUUUUGAAUUGGAUUUGGAAUAUGGUCAUGAAGCUGAAAAGGCUGGAAUCACGGGAUUAAAACGUGCAGAAUCUUUAAACGAUGAUCCAAUUUUCGUUGAAGCAAUGGCAAAUAUUGUUAAAGAUCAUCUACGAUCUGGUAAAAUUAUGUCAACUCAAUUAACAAUAAGGUGUCCUAAAUGUAAUAAAGAAGUUUGCCAAAGGUCGAGAGAUUUUUUUGCAAAUCAGAAUCUAUAAAUAAAAAUCAGGAGAACAAAAAAUCAGGAGAGGUACAAAAUAAUGUUAUAUUUAGAUAUCACGUGAACUUUAAGCAUGGCUUGGCAAAAUAUUAUUUUACUAAAAAAGAGAAUUGUUUAUAUUAUGUAUAUUGUAUGUUAUCACGUGUAAUAAACUUUAAAUUAAUUGAAC
Rhizophagus irregularis DAOM 181602=DAOM 197198 is the source of this 1441-nucleotide messenger RNA. RefSeq lists its product as uncharacterized. Gene Ontology annotation, molecular function: protoporphyrin ferrochelatase activity. Gene Ontology annotation, biological process: heme biosynthetic process. The record is from RefSeq and is a predicted model, not a curated record. Gene Ontology annotation, cellular component: mitochondrion. Lineage: Eukaryota; Fungi; Glomeromycota; Glomeromycetes; Glomerales; Glomeraceae.